GAUAGCUGAUAGGAAAUUAAACCGUAAUGAUGCGUACAUUUGUUGUUUCAUUUAAAUGCUAUUCCUAUAAGACAAGGCAAAUGGUCAAUGGCUCAAUUCUGUUUUUUAUUUCUAGGUUUGUGUGCCUCCUCUGGUCCUGAGGGAGUGCUUUGUCGUGCUAAACCCUAUCCGGUUUAGCACUGACAAGUUGGCUGCAAUGGAUCGCAUUGUUCCAUCCAACCUUGACGUCCCCAUGGGGAAUCGCUCAAAGAAACGGAAGGUGGCACAUGGAACCACGGCUGUGGUCUCCAAAGGAAAGAAGGCCCGCCUUGAGGCACUUCAAACUCCAGCAAGGAUUGCCAAACCUUCGAAGCUGGUACCUCCCCCUCGACCUGUUCCAGAAGCUGCUGUACCUGCUACUCUGGAGGGCGUACCUCCUCCUCGACCUGUUCCAGAAGCUGCUGUGCCAGCCACUCUGGAGGGCAGCGUCUUUGUGCAUUCGAGCAAGGUAAUUUGCAUACAACAUGUAAUGAUUAAACACAUUCAGUGAAUAGAGUGCGGUUCUCUAUUCUUUUGAUAUUUUCUCUAAGUUCCUAAGAAAGUG
Molecule: messenger RNA, 583 nt
Organism: Gadus morhua (Atlantic cod)
Lineage: Eukaryota; Metazoa; Chordata; Actinopteri; Gadiformes; Gadidae
Product: dihydrolipoyllysine-residue acetyltransferase component of pyruvate dehydrogenase complex, mitochondrial-like
Exons: 3
Coding region: 197-529 (110 amino acids)
Source: RefSeq, a predicted model, not a curated record